This is a messenger RNA of Coniophora puteana RWD-64-598 SS2, 1446 nucleotides long. Its product is annotated as glutamine synthetase guanido kinase. Bases 1 to 1446 code for a protein of 481 amino acids. The record is from RefSeq and is a predicted model, not a curated record. Lineage: Eukaryota; Fungi; Basidiomycota; Agaricomycetes; Boletales; Coniophoraceae. The transcript is spliced from 14 exons. Gene Ontology annotation, molecular function: glutamine synthetase activity.
AUGACGUCCAAGAUCGCUACUCAAGGGGCGCCCACAACGCUGGAGGAGCUCAAGAUCCUGCUUCAGGAUGAUAACAAGGUCAAGGUAGCAGUUGAUGGGGUCUUGCGAGGCAAGUUCAUGUCAAAGGACAAAUUCCUCAGCGCAGCGUCUUCAUCUGGGUUCGGGUUCUGUAGCGUCAUUUUCGGAUGGGAUAUCCACGAUACUGUCUACUCGCGUGAACUACUCAUCUCCAACAAGCAGAAUGGAUAUCGCGAUAUCCUCGCGUCCAUAGAUCUGGCUACCUACCGUCGUUUACCUUGGGAAGAUAACGUCCCCUUUUUCUUAGUUUCUUUCUUGGACCCGGACACACUGGAGCCUCUGUGCGCCGACCCGAGAGGCGUCAUCAAGAAAGCAUCUGAUGUUGCCUCGAAGAAAUACCAGCUGACCUGUAGCGCCGGUGUCGAGUAUGAGUACUAUAAUUUCAAAGAAACUGCAGAGUCUGCGUCAGAGAAGAAGUUCUCCAACUUGCAGCCACUUACUCCUGGGAUGCACGGAUACUCACUGCUGCGAACACAGUUGAACAACGACUACUUCCAUGGUCUUUUCAACGAAAGUCUUAAGCUUGGCAUUGAGAUUGAAGGACACCAUACCGAGACUGGACCCGGAGUCCUAGAGACAGCCCUCGCAUAUACCGACGCUGUGCGUAUGGCAGAUAACGCAAUUCUCUACAAAUACGUCGCAAAGAGCAUGGGGAUGAAGUUCGGAAUCCUACCUAGUUUUAUGGCAAAGCCUUGGGGAAAUCUUCCCGGUUGCAGCGGACACAUACAUGUAUCGCUGAAGGAUCUCGACGGAAUCAAUAUUUUCUCCGUGCCUGAACUACGCGGUGGGCGUGCUGGGGCGGCGAACGAUGACACGAGAUAUCUGAGCGAAAAAGGGGAACAAUUCCUUGCGGGAGUAUUGGAAGGGUUGCCAGAUGUGAUGCCCAUGCUGGUCCCUACUAUCAAUGGGUAUAAGCGUCUUUCUGGGGGAGAGGCUUUUUGGGCUCCCAACGCCGUGACCUAUGGCUACGACUCACGCGCAGCUUCCGUCCGUAUCAUCUCGCCACCCUCUGUUCCACCUGCAGCCACUCGCUUUGAGAUCCGUGUGCCUGGUGCGGACAUGAAUCCGUAUUUCGCGCUGGGUGUGACAUUUCUUCUCGGUCUGAGGGGGAUGGAGAAGCAGCUCAAGCUCUCCAUCCCCCCGAUAAGUGCUUAUCAAAGCAAUCCGGCACUCAGAGAUCAAGUCACAAUGCUGCCUCCUUCUUUAAAGGCGGCUACAGAGCGAAUGAUGCACCCCAACAGUGUAGCCCGAGAAGUGCUUGGGAACGAAUUUGUCGAGCACUUCGGUGGCACCAGACAGCACGAAGUCAAGUUGUGGAAUCAAGCCGUCACUAGCUGGGAAGUUGAGAGAUAUCUGGAACUAGUCUGA